AUGUGUAAUCCUAUCUUCUGGGUUCUUGUAUUAGCAGCUUGGGUCAGUCGAGCUGACUCUCCAACAAAGACAACAGAUGAGACAGACGCGCCUCUGGGGAGAUUCCGUCGUAUAAUUGGUGGAGAUUAUGUUGAGCAGAGUGAAUUUCCCUACAUGGUUUCCAUUCAAGCCAAAUUGAAAAAGGAUAUAUUCGCCACCCUCACAGGAGGAGUACAACACUUCUGUGGUGGUACCCUCAUCGACUCACAAUGGAUUGUUACUGCUGCUCACUGCAUCUAUGCUUAUGACAAGAACAACACCAGAGUCCCGCUCGUUGAUCCAAAAAUAUGGCACGUCAGGAUGGGAACAAAGGAACUUCAGGCAUUUUUCUCCCUUAUAAUAAUAAUAAAGCCCACACUAAUGGAUCGUCUCAAGGGAGCAUUGACUCGUCUUUUCAACUACAUCUACGGACAGAGGAAACUUCAAACCUACUACCAUGUCGAGAAAAUCAUACUCCACCCUAAAUACAAAGAACCAAAAUUGGAAUACGACAUUGCCCUUAUGAAAUUGAAGGAGCGUAUUCAACUUCAUCAUCUGAGGCACCUCGAUAUUUUGAGACUUCCAUUCCCUGCUAUCGUGGGUUAUUACUACCCUCCAGAAAAAACGGUGACCUCUCCGCUUAUUUAA
Molecule: messenger RNA, 666 nt
Organism: Rodentolepis nana
Lineage: Eukaryota; Metazoa; Platyhelminthes; Cestoda; Cyclophyllidea; Hymenolepididae
Source: the annotation of a GenBank genome assembly